Messenger RNA from Bipolaris oryzae ATCC 44560, 270 nucleotides. RefSeq lists its product as uncharacterized. Bases 1 to 270 code for a protein of 89 amino acids. The record is from RefSeq and is a predicted model, not a curated record. NCBI's taxonomy places the organism in Eukaryota, Fungi, Ascomycota, Dothideomycetes, Pleosporales, Pleosporaceae. The transcript is spliced from 2 exons.
AUGGCGACGGGCAGCGACCUGACAGCACGCUACGCUGGGCUGACAUCGGUGAGACGUGGCUGCGACUGCGACUGCGACUGCGACUACGACUCCUCCCGCACUCUUCCCCAGGAAUUCGAGGUCAAGCCUGCAGCGCUCGGACGACGGCAGCGAUUUGCGCUAGCCCGUUACGGCAACAUCUGGGGUAAAGUGACCGCUAGCGCCGCGACUAGCGCAUGGCAUGGGUCCCAUGGGCCGCCUGAACCUCCGGCCACUCAUGGCGCCGCAUGA